ACAAUCAUUCCAAUUGAAAGAGUUCUUGACUAUCAUCAAGUUCAACAUGCCGAGCAAUAUUUAAGAUAAGGACGGCGGAAUUUAUCUUGUUUCAUAUUGAAUGAAAAAAUAGGAUGGCAAAAAGGAUGUAGAUAGGCCUUGAUAUAUUUAUAAUCGUUCCUUCAGUCUAUUGUGUGUGUUGCAGUUGAAUGCUUUGUUGGUGAUAAGGGUAGCUUUUUGACAUUGAAACGGAUACAGUCACAAAAAUGGAAUGGUUUAUAGACGUUAGAGUAUGGAUGAUAAUAGUGAUGUUUGUUUCACUAUCCCAAAAAUCUGAGGAAUCAUGUGAAAUGUUCGCAAAAACCACAACAAUCUUCAGAAUGGAGAGAGUUCUAUACAGAUAUGUCGCUUGUACCAAUAUGACUGUCGACAACGAUCUUCGAGAUGAAAUUAUUUCCAAACUCAAUGAUUCCCACCAGUACCUUGAAGUUACCAAGAGUAAUAUCCCAAUCAUUACCAAAAACAUGUUUCAGACUCUCAAUCUUACUCAGAUCACAGUAGAGGCGAAAGUUCAAGUGGUCCAAGGAAAGGCAUUCGAACGAGCCAACAUCUCCAACAUAAUCAUGGACAAUAACGAUAUUAAAAAACUGGAAAGCGGUGCUUUCAACUCUUACAAUAUUUUUGUCUUGAGCUUGCGAAACAAUUCACUUACUGAAAUUUCUACUUCUACCUUUUCUGGUUUGGCCAAUUUGAGAAAGCUCACUCUUCAGAAUAAUCAGAUUUCCGUAAUCCAACCAGGGUCUUUCAAUGAUCUAGAGGGCUUGAAUGAAUUGAACUUAGGUUUCAACAAAUUGACUGUGCUACAACCAAAUCUGUUCGAUAAACUGCAAAAUAUGCAGACAAUAUAUCUCAAUAAUAACCUCUUGAAACAGUUGCCCGUGGAUGUUUUCUCUAAAAAUGGCAUCCUUCAAUACCUCAGUAUUCAAAACAACCUUUUGAUCCAAUUGGAUGCCACUGUUUUCCCACAAGCUUUAUUGUAUAUAAAUGCAGCAGAGAAUAAUUUAAAAUCUUUCAAUAUGUCCGGCUUGAUAAAUCUCGACAGAAUAGUAUUAGACUCAAAUAAAUUAACAACAAUUGUGAACUGUCUCAACAAUUUACCAUCGCUGAGUUUCCUGCACCUGAACCAUAACUAUCUUGAAAUUUCUGUUCCUACAAAAUAUUUUGAACACUUGUCAAAAUUAUCUAUUUUAGAAAUCGAUAACAACCAUUUGGUGAGAGUAGACUUUUCGAUAUUCAGGUACCUGAUGAAGUUAGAAGGCUUAUCAUUGGCAGAAAAUAACCUAACAAGUCUAGAUGUAACCGACAUAAAUACUUCUAUCAAACACUUAAAUUUGAGUGGUAAUAGUCUUGUCGGCAUAAAGAAUCUAUGGAGAUUGAGUAACUUGGAUAAACUUGAACUAGGCUACAACAGUUUACAGGAAAUAACUUUUGACAUGUUCGCGAAUAUAUCUCUCCUGCGACAUCUAUGGUUGCAGCACAACUCGAUACGUGAGCUCCAUUUGGGGUGUUUUAGAGACUUAAAAUCACUUACUCACCUGAAUCUAAGUUACAACAGUAUAACCAACAUAACGCCUGGCAUUCUAACUGGACUCAAUAGCUUGAUUGAGCUAGAUAUCAGCCAUAACAAUCUAGUAAUAUUUGAUGAGGACAGUUUCCAUAACACAAGAAGUCUCCGAUUCUUAAAUAUAGCACACAACAAUCUGAGUAAUGUCGACAUUAGAGGAAUACUGUCGCACACAAUUUGGUUAAGAGAAAUAAAUCUCAAUGGAAAUAACUGGACCUGUAAAAUGUUGAUAGACAUAGAACAAGGCAGCAAAAUAAUAUCCUUUGUUGGUGGCAACUCAUUUAAUGUCAGUAACGUUUAUGGGGUUCCUUGCAUCCACAAACCAAGUGAAAAUGAAAACGGAACAGGCAAGGAAUUAGAAUUUCAGCUGACGAACAUUCUUGAGGUUUUGAAUUCCACAAUGCAAUACACAAGGAGUAUUCAUUUCACAAUGAGUGUUUUGAAUUACAUUAUGGCUAUAUUUUUUUGUUUGGUUGGUCUAAAAUAUGUUUACGAUAAGUAUUCGUCUACAAUAGCCGCAGCACAACAAUUUGUAUAUCGCCCAGCUGCAAACGAGCAGGAAAUACAGCUUUUAUGAAAAUAUACCUACCUGACUUUUCAAAUGACAGAAAAGUUUAAUACGCGGUCCUCAGCCCACAUUUUCGAAAAAACAAAUGGAAAUAUACCUAAGUUAUUUAUGAAUUCAUCAAACUGUUUUCAAUUCUUGUUUUCAUAUUACAACCAACAAUUUGGUGUUAUCUUUUUAUUAUAUAACUGACUGAAUAAAUUAAAAUAUUGUUU
Molecule: messenger RNA, 2383 nt
Organism: Leptinotarsa decemlineata (Colorado potato beetle)
Lineage: Eukaryota; Metazoa; Arthropoda; Insecta; Coleoptera; Chrysomelidae
Molecular function (GO): protein binding
Source: RefSeq, a predicted model, not a curated record